Molecule: messenger RNA, 9273 nt
Organism: Ceutorhynchus assimilis (cabbage seed weevil)
Lineage: Eukaryota; Metazoa; Arthropoda; Insecta; Coleoptera; Curculionidae
Source: the annotation of a GenBank genome assembly
UUCUUCUCCUUAUUUCUCAAUUUUUUGUCCAUUCUUAUUUCUCGAGUUCCCAUUUUCUUGUUAUUUUUUUCUAAAUAGAGAAAAUUCAAGAGUUUGAACUAGAAAUAGAACAUUUUGUGUCUACUUGUCAACCAAUUUUUUCUCAAUUUCUUUGGAAUUUCUCUCUCUAUUCCUAUUUUACCGGUUCAAUUUUUCUCUUGAAAUUGCCAAAAUAAAAAAAGUUCAAGAGCCUGGAAUAGGAAAAACAUUAAUUUCCAUUUAUCUACCAAUUUUUUCCUGAUUUUUCUUAUAUUUCUUCUCUUUGAUUCUUAAUUUUACGAGUUCAAUUUUUGUCUAUUUUCAAUCAGAAUCAAUUUCAAUAUCCAAUUUCUGAUUAUUCUCGUUUCCUAUGUUUGGGAUCAAACGCCAGGAAUACUAUAUAUAUUAUCUAUUCACAAUCAAAAAUACAGGUUAAAUUUAUCACCUUUCAAUGCUAUUUGAUAGGGAAAGGUGAUAAAUUUACCUGUACCUUUGGAAAACAGAUUGUGAAUAAAAUAUGGAUUUUAAACCAAGUAUAAAAAUCCAGGAAGAAAGAAAAUGAAAAACUGAACUUUUUAAGCUAUAAAAGUGAAAAUUUAGAAAAAGCUGAACAUAUGCUUUUUUCCUCUUCCUAUAUAGGUACUUAAUUUAUCGUUGGUCCCUUCUUUAAUCAACUAAAGUGCACCUUAUCCCUAUCAUGACUAGCCCUUAUCCGACUGAAAAUUACAUCAGCUGUUCUGCCUGCAUUUUCUUAUCGAUUUUCCAGCCUUACAGACGCCAAUAUACAGCACUCGUUUUAUAUCAAAAUAAAAUGUCCAAAAUCGUUUAUUUUUCUAUUCAAAUAUAAAAGUGACAGUAGUGGUGAAAUGAUUGCGGGUGAAUAAACUUUUAAAGAAAAAGUAAGUAAGUACCCAUACUUAUGAUGUUAUUUAUAAAUUUAUUUUACUAUUACAUGCAUGUGUAUAUAUGAAACUCAAUAAGAAAUACCUACUUUAUGAUUGCAUUCAUAUAAUUAGAAACAGAAUUAUUAGUAUAUUAUUAGAAAGUUCUUUUUAUAAGACAGGUAAAUAUUUUUCUAUAAAGCUGUGUUAAUAUUUACCUACUAGGCUUUUAAUGAAAACCUUUUGGAACGAAAGGUCUCUGUCCUGUUUAAUAUCCCUGCUCCUGGCUAUAGAGGGAAAAUGUCAAAGGACUAAGGGUUGAAAACUAGGACGAUGUUAGUAGAGAAUAUUCUGCAGAAAUGUAGGUAUUCUAAUCUUCAAAUAUUAUCUAACAAGUUUAGGGCCAUAUUUAAAAAAACCAAACAAACCUAAAUACACAAAAACACCUAUAGACACACACAUGUUUAUGUUCCUUGGGCUGUAAUUAUUGUGUAAAAUAAACACAUCUCGAGGAACGUAGAUUGUAGUAUAUAGUUAAUUUGCCGCCAGAAAGCUUCGAGUCAAGUAUAGUUAGAGCUGCGCUCCUUCAGCACAAAAAUACGGCUCAUUUUUAUGAUGAAAACACUAGUGUUGUGUCUUGUGAUGUUGUAGUGAUCAAAGUGUUGUGAAAAGUUGGCGCUAGUCCAGAAAAAUAAAAAAAAUUGGCGAAAAAAAACUGUCAUGACACAAAAAGAAGUGACUUUGGACGGCGGCCCACCAUGGGGAUUUCGUAUGCACGGCGGCGUCGAUUCGACGACGCCUCUCAAAGUUUCGAGGGUAAAUCCUGGAAGCAAAGCAGCCCAAAGAGGUAUCAGAGAAGGGGAUUUUAUUACUUCAAUCAACGACUUAAGUACCAAAAACUUGACAAACAAUGAGGCACAUAAUUUACUCAAAAACACUGGCAGCAGUACUUUAAAGUUAGGACUGAACAAAGACAUCGAAUCAUCACCAAAGAAAACACAGUACCGCACUCUACACCAGGAAACCCAUGAGAAAACUAUAAAAAGAUCCAGCGUGAGCUACACCUUAAAAGAAACCAUUGAACGAUCGUCUUCCAGAAACCCCAAAAACAACGAAUUUAUUAGCAGCAAUCAAGGUACCAAACAAAAUGGUAGUGACGUCACGAUAGUCACCAACAUUCCAGUAUCGCAAAAUUCUACCUCAUCAAGUUCUUCUACUCCUAGUACUUUAGUAGCUGAAGGCAAAAAUAAAUCAUCAGAUCACGCAAUUGCUUCCAGACAAUCAUCGUAUUCGAAUUGUAGCUCUAUUCCAGACGAAGGAUUGGACAAAGCGAUGAAUAAAGAUGACGAAGGAAAGAUGUCCAAGAGCAAAAAGCGCAGACAAAGGAGGAAGAAUUUACAGAACAAACAGCACGAUGAUGUAGAAACAACAACGAUAAUUUUGCAUCCUUCAUUAGACAAAUUAGACAUUCUCAGCCUGAAACGUAUCGAACACAAAUACAAAGUAGAAUCACCAAAAGAACUAAAAAAAUUGAAAGCCAAAAGCAAAAGCUUGGACGAUGAUGAUUUGUUGAACAUCCAAGAAGUUUCUGAAGCUAGUGAAAAUGAAGAUCAUACAAAUAUUAUUAUUUCUGAAGCAUCGUCGGAAGAAAAUCUUUUGGACAAUGAACUCAUAAGUCCAGCAGAAGAACAAGAACUCAGAACCUUUUUGGAUGGUUUAAAUCUUGUAAAUUCACCAGAAGAAUCGGCCAAAGAUUUAUAUGAACGAACUAGCGGAGUGAAUGAUUCAAAAGCUAAAAAAAUACAAAAACGAAAAGAGCUUGAAGAAUAUUUUAUGCCUAUUGCUCAAAAUCCUAGAUAUUUGGAUGCCAUUUCUGAAGAAGCUAGCGAUAUUAGUGAUAAAGAAUGUUCUAGUAGUUUGAGGCAUUUGAAACAAGGUACUCCAGAGUUGAAUAAUAAUAAAGUGAAAAGUUGUAUAGAGGAGCCUAUUUUGGUAGAAACAAUAAAAGAAGAUUUUGUUAAGGCAGAUGAAGCUGAAUUAGUUUAUUUGGAUGAUUUGAGUACGUCAUCAAGUGAUUUUGAUGAAAAAUCUUAUGAUUUUCAAAUAGACUCUGAAGAAACUAUUUCAACAGAAAUUUCUAGUGAUGUGAAAGUAUGCAGUAAGAUUUUAAGACCAAGUAAAGAUGGUUCAAGUUCAAAAGUGGUUUUUGACUAUACAAGAAUCCCAAAUGUUCUGAAACCUAAAGAACCUGAAGAUGAAAAAGAAUUGAAAAAUAAUGAGCAGAAAACUAUCACAAAGAGUUGUAUGAAUGGAAUUAAAAGUGAAAAUCUUGAAAACAAUGACGUUAAAGUGUUAGUAGGAAAUACAAAAGAAAUUUGUGAAGAGAAAAAUGAAAGUAAAACUGAAAAUACUAAAGAAGAAUCAAUAAAAAUUACAUCAACAAAAUGUACAACGGAAUCGAAAAAAGAAAGCACACUAAAACAAAUGAUAAUGACAUCAAACAACAAGACAGACAGUCAAAAGCUGCUCGAAUUUAAAAACAUAAAAAUGUUAAAUGACGAAAUCAAAGAGAAAAUAAACAGACAAGAAUUAGUCGGACCCCUUUUCAGGAAAUCCAAGUCACCUUCGGUGUCAAAAGAGUUACCAGGAACAAGUUUUGUACAAAGAAGAGUUGAAGAAUUUUCAAAUGUUGUAGAAGAUAACAAGGUUGAUAAUGAAGAGCCCGAUCAUAGUUUAGUAAAUUCUAGAAUCAAGGCAUUUUCUACUAGUGAAGGGAGCAUUUUGAAGAGAAUUAUUUUAGAGGAAGAUUCAAGUAAUAAUAUAAAUAAUAAUGAGGAAGAAAAAGUAAUUAUAGAAGAGCAAAAUAAAAGUGAAACAAAUCAUAAGGAAUUUAUCAUUCCAAUAGAAAUUGAAGCUACAAACAAUGGUGAGGAAAGGAUUAUUCCUAUAAAAAUAGAAAAAGAUGUUUCAGUUGAAAAUCAUCCAAGAGUAAGUGAAAAUUCAAUAUUGAACAACUUCACAGAAGAUACCCAAGACAUGAAUGAAACUUUGCAAUAUAUUAUAAAAGAAGAAAACCCUGACAAUAAUUUUUCUAAAAAUCUGAAACAUAUAAAUGAAUCAUUACAAAACAUUAUAGAAAAUCAACCUAAGGAAGAAAAUAGGAAAAAUUAUAAAGAAAUAAGGAUAAUUCCUGUUGAAAUUAUUGAUAAUUUUAAAGGGGAAAUAGAAGAAUUUUUAAAGUCAAAUAAUUUAAAACACAUAAACGAAUCAUUACAGAAUAUAAUAGAAAAUGAAGAAGAACAAGAAGAGUUCGAAAAAUCAAACAAGUUAAAACACAUAAAUGAAUCACUACAGAAUAUAAUAGAAAAACCAUCCAAGGCAGAAAAUAAUAGAGAGAGAAUAAUUCCUGUUGAAAUUAUUAGUAAUUUUAAAGAGGAACUAGAAGAAUUUAAAAAAUCAAACAAUUUGAAACACAUAAAUGAAUCAUUACAGAACAUUAUGGAAAAACAGCCUAAGGAAGAAAAUGAAAUAAAUAAUGAAGAGGGAAUCAUUCCUGUAGAAAUUAUUAAUAAUUCUAAAGAGGAACUAGGAGAAAUCAAAAAAUCAAACAAUUUAAAACACAUAAAUGAAUCAUCACAAAAUAUAAUAGAAAAACAAUUCAAGGAAGAAAAUAACAAAGAAAAAAUAAUUUCUAUUGAAAUUAUUAAUAAUUCUAAAGAGGAACUAGAAGAAUUCAAAAAAUCAAACAAUUUAAAACACAUAAACGAAUCAUUACAGAAUAUGAUAGAAAAACAAUCCAAGGAAGCAAGUAAUGAGGAAAGAAUAAUUCCUGUUGAAAUUAUUAAUAAUUCCAAAGAAGAAUUCAAAAAAUCAAACAACGAAUCAAUAAAAAACAUAAUAGAAAACCAACCAAAGAAAGAAAAUCAAAACAAAAACCAAGAAAGCGAUUUAAAAAUUACAAACGAACCUCCGGUACCACCUCCACGAAAAUCCAAAGCCUUCCUACUAAGAAAAACCCAAAAAGACACAAAAAUCCCUGUUAGCAACGACAUAACCUACACUAACAUUCUCAGCCCUCCACGUCCAGCUUCAGCCAGCAGCGAUAGUACUACCUGUAGCGAAGAAAGUUCUAGAUGUACAGCCAAAUACAAUCCGAACUCGUCUAUAGCCGAUGUGGCUUCUAUAAGCGAAUUUUACGAAUUGAAACAACCAGAAACUCUACGUAAUAUCACUUUGAAAUUGCUGAUUUCCUUACCUUUUGGUGAAGAGAUGUUAAAAGUGCUUGCUGAUGCCUCUUGUAAAACCAUUGAAAAUUUAAUAAUUCAUAAUAAUUUGUUUAAAGAAAAAAUGUCUCAAGAUAGUCAAGAAGAUAGAAGACUUGUUGAGCUACAUGAGAAAUUUUUAACCAAAAAUCGUUUGUUAACAAUAAUCCAAGAAGAAGAUUCUACUGAAUCAAGUUCCAGCGCUAAAAACUUAACUGAAUGGCUUACAUUGGCAAGAAAUAAAAGUAAAAGUACAUCUAACCUGGACUCUAUAAAUAACUUCAACCGAUUCGAUGUCGGAAAGUAUCCACACACACACACCGUCCAACGCCGACGUUCUUUACCUCAAGAAAUUUACGAAAAACAACUCAUCGAAAUCAUGGAAAAAGAAAGAGAGAUUCAACGAGAGUUGGAACAGUUGGAAGAAGAAAAACGAAAGUUGCAACAACAUAAAUUUCAACCAGAUGAAUUUUACGUUUCCAAAAAUGGAGAUUUUGCUGAAAGAAAAGACAGGCCCCUAUCAAUGCCAGUAUUUCCAACCGAAUUCUUCAGACAGCAAAUGUACGAGGAAUACAUGGACAAGUUUUCAGCCAGAGAAGAACGCAAACAACAAAAACUCAUCAAAAUAUCAUCAUCCAGCAAUGACUUACACCAAAAUACUAAAUCCAAAGAAAUUAUUCACCCAAUUGAAAUCGAACAAGAGUUUAUGGAUAAAGUUAAAGAAAAGUUUCACAAGGAUGUUGAUGAAGAAAAAAUUGAAACAGUGGCAACAUUGAAAGAUUCCAUCAUAGCGCCUGUUCUAGUACUUGACGGUGACAAACUCAAGGGGGUUGAAACUUUACCCAAACAUCUCCAAGAAUUUGUAGACGACCUGACAACGAUGCAACAAAAUAAUGAUAGUAUAUGGUCCCCUGGCCAUCCAAGACGUCCUUCUUCGCCUACCAAAUACCAAAGGACCCAAAAUGAUCCACAAUCUCCGAUAUGGACCCCGAAAAGUGCCAGUACCAGCCCUACAGUUGAACGAAAAGAGUUUAGACCAGUCAACUUUCAAUCACCAGUACUGAGCAGGAAAACUAGAACCAGAUCAGAGACUAUUGAAACACCAGAUUCAGCGGUAUCUGAGCCACCCUGGAGUAGAAUUCCAGAAGGUAUCAGUGACAAUGCAAUAAAUCUAUCUUCGACGUUAGAUCGAAGAUUACCGACUAGUCAAUCGUCUCCAGGUUUUGGGAAUUUGUCUCCCAGGUUGCCUAGGGCUCAGAAUCCUACUAUAACACUUUUGCAGAAAGCCAGAGAAGGCCAACUUCCAAGGGGUGCCCAUUACAUUGCUGACCAAGAUAGGAGACCGCCGAACGAUAGACCGCCUAUAAAGUACCCUGGCGAAGUUUUAUACCACAUAAGAAACGAAUACACGAGCGAAUCAGAUAGCGAAAAACCGAGAAAAAUGGCCGACCUUUCCCCAAGGAAAUUCGAGGGUAUUGGACCAGUAAGCAAAGACGGAAUGCCUUUGAUUUUGAGAUCUGAAGUUAAAGACAAAGACCAAUCGAAAUGGUACAAAAGGAUGUACGAUACUAUUCACAAACAAAAACCACAUAGAGAUGAAUAUGUCACCAUCAGAUACAAACAAAAAAGAGCCCAAUAUCCAUACAGUUCAGGCUACUUGUCCGAACCAGAACCAGGGGCGUACGAUAGCGAUUUCACAGAGUACAAAUACCAAACUUUGGAUAGAAGACGGACACCACAAACUGUACAUUUUAAUAGUUCGACUAUGAAUAGGAAUGCACCUGAAAGAUCAUACUCAUCGUCUGAUGUUUUGAAAAAUACUCAACCGGGAAGAAUUGAGAAUUAUCGUCCAGGACAUUCGUCUAUAUCGGAAAAAGAGGCUAAACAGUGGUGGGACGAAGUUAUGGAUAUUUUUGACGGGCAUUUGGAGCAACAAAGCAGAGUACCACCCCAAAAACCAAGAAGUUUCAUCAACCAAGCCUUAAAAGAAUCUGGCUACGAAAGCGACUCAACCCUAGUGUUUAAAAGAAAAGAAGAAACAGCUGCGAGCCAAAUAAGUCCCAAAGAACAACGAGAAGCUUAUAAAACAAUCCAGAAGGGCGGAGAUGUACCUUUCCAGGGUUUGAGAAAGCUGGCUCCUGAACGACCCAAAGAACCAGAUUUACCACCCCCACCGCCACCGCCAAAAAACCAGGGAGGAGUAAGGAGCCAAGAACCAGAAUCUCCGAGGAAAUAUGUAGAAAACGAAGUGACGAUUCACUACAAAUCACCAGUGAGAACGGAAAUCAAAGAGUAUGUUUCGGAAGACGAGCUGGCCCAUCGUCAGGCCGAGGCAAUGAAAAAAAUCUACGAAGAAGAAAGAAAGAGAAAGUACCUCCAGGAACUUCACGACAUGAAAUCCAGGAGGCACACGGACAACUUCAUCCCAUCGCAAAAACCCCUCAUUCCACUCAAUAGAUAUGAUGAUUUCGACGAUCUUGCUCCCACAAAAACGCGUCCAAGGUCACCUGAACCAAGAUUAGUAGCUAAAGCCCUCUACAAUUUCGUGGGUCAAACGGCCAGAGAGUUGACCUUUAGAAGAGGGGACCUUAUCUACGUCAGAAGGCAGGUGGACAAGAAUUGGUACGAGGGUGAAUUGAACGCCAUGGUGGGACUGUUUCCUGUUAAUUAUGUCGAGAUCGUUCCCUAUGAAGGCACCAAAUCCGUAAUUCCCAGGAAAGCGCACGAAGGUCAAGCAAGGGCCAAAUUCAACUUUGUAGCUCAAACACAUUUGGAGCUAUCUUUGGCCAAAGGAGAGUUGGUCACUAUUACUAGAAAAGUGGACGAUAAUUGGUUCGAAGGCAAAAUUGGUGGUAGAAAAGGAAUUUUCCCUGUUGCAUAUGUUGAUGUUUUAAUUGAUCCCAGUGAGCCUGCUCCUUCUAAUACCAAGCCUGUAGCUUCUCCAGCUGCUCAUUCACUUCUUCUCAAUGGAUCAGCAUCAAUGGGUAGUCAUCUUUAUACACCAUCUAUUAGGGAUAAUGGUUAUCACCACGCUAAACCAGUCCAACUAAGUGGUAGUGGAACUUAUUCCACUUUACCAAAGGUUUCUAAAAGUCCUGUAGAGGCGCUUCAUAUAGAAACCCAAUCUGAACCAAUACCGUAUCGGGCCCUUUACAAAUACACACCCCAAAACGAUGACGAAUUGGAGCUACUAGAAGGAGAUACAGUUUAUGUUUUGGAAAAAUGCGACGACGGUUGGUAUGUGGGUUCUAGUGAUAGAACAGGAGCUUUCGGCACUUUCCCGGGGAAUUACGUGGAGAAAAUCUAGCACAAAAUUUAUUAUUUAAAUAGAAUUUAAGUACUAAUUUUUCGGACAAAACUAAUCGCCACAAAUUCAAACUCAUAACCGAGCUAACAAUUAAGUAUCAUUGCCAAUUUGAUUAUACAGGGUGUUGCAAAUUAUACAUUACAAACUCAAUUUUCUUAUAUCCUGAGAAUUUUAAUGUCUGUCAUGGAUUUCAAAAUAUUGUAGUUAACACCGAGAUUCCCAUUGCUUAGGUAUUAGCAAUUUGUAACAUCCUUGUAUAUUAUUGUAAAUAUAUAAUUGCAAUAAAAUAAAUUAGUUAAUAAGAAAUCUAGUCAACUGUAGCCCAAAAUAUUUAUAUUAUAAUCGACACCAAAAGUAUCUUUUAGAUAAGUAGAUUAAAGUUCUUCCAUAUUUAGCCAAAACUACGUCCAAUUAUUAAUAAUUGCUUUUAAUUUAGUAGCCCUGAAAUGUUAAGACUUAACUUAGAAGAGUGCCUUUGAAAAAUACAAUACGUUUGUAUGAUUAACACCCCAUAUUAUACAGACAAGACCAACAUACCUACUAGACACACUAGUCCUAUUAAAGCCUAACGUGUCUAGUAACCUUGUCCUUUCUGUAUAAAACCUAAUUACUUAAUAAUGUAGCUGUAAAGUAUAUAAAAAUCGUUGUUAUUUAGUUUUAUACUAAUAUUUAUAAUGAAUAUAGCUAAACAAUAAUUUUGUGUUUGACUUCAGAUUUAAUAUUAUUUAUUUGUUAAAUGAUUUUGAAAUAGCGCAGCCCAGUGUAUUAUGAAUAUUUGUUUUAAUAAAAAAGUAAUGCAAAGUAA